Molecule: messenger RNA, 1286 nt
Organism: Solanum lycopersicum (tomato)
Lineage: Eukaryota; Viridiplantae; Streptophyta; Magnoliopsida; Solanales; Solanaceae
Source: RefSeq, a predicted model, not a curated record
GAAAUCUAUGACCAAACGCUAGCUAAUAAAGCAAUUGAUAAUAAAUUUGUAAUUAGAAAAAAGGAACUCGUCCCAUCGAUCAUCAUUUAGCGGUAACACUAAUUAAAAUCCGCUUCUUUUCAUGUCUACCAAUAUUUAUCUUUUAUCUUUUGCUCUGUUUUUCUUAAUUUGGUUGAAUUGAAUCCUCAUAUAUGGAAUUGAACGAUGGAGAAAUUGAGCGGUUAGAGAGGGGUUUGUUGGUCGAACAUGAAGAAGAACCAGUAAUCUAUACGGCAUCGUUUGAGGAGAGAGAAGAUAAUUUCGUAAAGUAUCAAACAGUUCGAUGGGUAUUGUAUUCACUGUAUCUAUUAUUAGCUUGGGAAAAAGGCUAAUCAUGUUGAUUUAUUUGCCCAUUCGGAGAUACAUUUUACGCCGGGACAUCCGCUCCAGAAAACUUUAUCUCACUCCAAACGCCAUUGUAACAAGACUAGUUCCAUUUCCAUGUUUUGGGGAUUUGAAGGAGGAGAAAUAUGUUUUAUUGCCAUCAGUUGCUGACAUUGCAGUUGAACAAGGGUACCUACAGUCCCAUUGUGGGGUCUAUUCGAUAAGAAUUGAAAAUGUUGGUGUGAGAAGAUCUCCGAGUGAUGAUCUCCAAAUCCAAGGAAUAGCGGAUGCUCUUGAUUUCAGGAAGGUUGUUCUAACGCAACUAUCAAAUCUCAGAAGUAAAGCAUUCUCUAGACAAGCUUCAGCUGUUGAUGACACUUUGAAUUUGCAAAUUGGUCUUUCCUGUACUACUUUGAUGUCCCCAUCGAGACCCAUCAGCAUGAUUCAUUAUCUCAUUCUGGAGAUGCUGCAUUAUUACAGAAGCUGGAAGAAGUUGGAAGUUCCGUUAAAGAGGGUUCAAAAUCUGAUUGAAGAACACCACCUUCAAACCUCAGAACAUGCGGCAUAAGGUACACAUACAUGAAGCAUAUACUUCAGCAGCCAACUGUGUUCAUUAUUUUCAAUGAUUAUAUUACUUUUCUUUUAGCUGCACAAGCGCACAUUUGUUCAUUUCAGAUGCUUGGCAAAAUGAGUUAGGAUGUUUAACUACAAAAGCUGCAAUUUCAGUCUCUUCUCAUGAAGUGGGGUUUUCUUCCUCAUUUCAUACAACUUUUGGUUGUUAAACAUGGCUUCUUUAUAAUAAGAAUGCGUUGUUAAUAGUCUCUAGUCAACAUAGGUAGUGCUCUUGCUCAUUCCAGACUGUCUCAUCCAGAGUUUUGAUAAAUCGUUGCUGUGUUUAAUAUGGAAAUCUCUGUUGCGAUAAA